Molecule: messenger RNA, 2425 nt
Organism: Perca flavescens (yellow perch)
Lineage: Eukaryota; Metazoa; Chordata; Actinopteri; Perciformes; Percidae
Product: pre-B-cell leukemia transcription factor 1-like
Exons: 9
Coding region: 530-1756 (408 amino acids)
Biological process (GO): regulation of DNA-templated transcription
Cellular component (GO): nucleus
Molecular function (GO): DNA-binding transcription factor activity, RNA polymerase II-specific; DNA binding
Source: RefSeq, a predicted model, not a curated record
UAUAGGACGGCAUUGCUCAGUCCGUGCCUUGGUGUUUUUCUGGGAGGAGUGGGACAACAGCCGUACACGGAAAGAAAACAGCAAUAAGCAGAAACUAAAGGGUACAAACCUGGCUGUGUGGGCCGUGGACGGAACCAGAUAGAUCAAGUCCCUCGGGAAUAUCUUUCCUGGACCGUCUUUUCGGUGACCGUGUUGGCUCUCACUUUUAAUUACCGAGCAGUAGCCUAUAACGUUACGGGGACUCAUGGAUAAAAGGAGAGCAGGCGGAGACGACGACAUCAAAGGGGCUCCCGGGUCAUUAGAUAUAGCUAUAGCACCGUUCAGACCAAUAUUUAACACGCAAGAGCAGAACAGCCUCUUAAAAACGGAACGAGCUUAGUAACGAGCCAGUUUUGGUAAUUGUCUGCAGCCUUUCUGGCGUCUUUUUUAGGGGAAGAAAAGACGUAGUACGCGCGUCAGGCUACUCCAUUAAAAAAAAAAAAAAACAGUAUCUUACUAAAGGGUGAUAUUUUGUGAGGCGUACCCUCCCAUGCCAAAGAAGAACCACAGUUUCCAGAGCACUAGUUUUGUAGCGUUUUCUCGUUUUCUUCAGAUAAGUAGCCUAAAUGCUAAGGUUGCUGCACUUCUGUCUCUUUUCCUUUGUUACUCAGACCAAGACAAGCAGGCAGCUCCGGCGGAGCCAACACUUCUCUCAGUUUUGAGCCCUAGCCACAUUGUAGAGAUGGAGGACCAGGCCCGCAUGAUGUUGGGUCAUAUUGGACUAACUGGACUGUCUCAUGAGGAUGUGGGUGAUCCUGACAACAUAAGGAAACAUCACAACCUCGGUCAGCCGCAGCAGCAGGACAUUGGUGACAUCCUCCAGCAGAUCAUGGUCAUCACAGAUGAGAGUCUGGAUGAGGCCCAGGCCAGGAAGCACGCUUUGAACUGCCACAGAAUGAAGCCCGCCCUCUUCAGUGUCCUGUGUGAGAUCAAAGAAAGGACAGCCCUGAGCAUCCGAGGAGUCCAAGAAGAAGACAGCCCGGACCCUCAAUUCCUGCGACUGGACAACAUGCUGUUAGCGGAGGGGGUUGCGGGUCCAGAGAGGAGCGGGGCCUCUGCAGCGGCGGCAGUGGUUGCCGCGGCUGCUGGAGGGUCACCUAGUGAGGGGAACGUGGAACACAGCGAGUACAAAGAGAAGCUCGCUCAGAUACGACGGAUGUACCACGCUGAGCUGGAGAAAUACCAACAGGCAUGCAAUGAAUUCACCGACCACGUGAUGAACCUGCUGAGGGAACAGUCCCGUACACGGCCCAUCUCGCCCAAAGAGAUUGAGCGAAUGGUGGGAAUCAUCCACCGCAAGUUCAGCACUAUCCAGAUGCAACUAAAGCAGAGCACAUGUGAAGCUGUCAUGAUCCUACGCUCCAGGUUCCUGGAUGCCAGGCGGAAACGAAGAAACUUCAGCAAGCAGGCGGCCGAAAUUUUGAAUACUUAUUUUUACUCCCAUCUGGCAAACCCAUACCCCAGUGAGGAGGCCAAGGAGGACCUGGCCAGGAAGUGUUCUAUCACCGUUUCUCAGGUGGCCAACUGGUUUGGAAACAAGAGGAUUCGGUAUAAGAGGAACGUUGCAAAGUUGCAGGAGGAAGCUAACCGGUACGCUGUGAAGACAGCUGUGGACGCUGCCAGUGUAUCUUCACAGGCAAGCCAAGCCAACUCCCCAGCCACACCAAACUCAGGAGGAUACCCAGCUCCGUGUUACACUCCUGACGGGAGGUUAUGAGGAACUGCCUUCCCUCCUCUCUGUGUCCAUGGUGAUGACGGCUGGCAGGACAGCAGCGAUUCCUCCUCCCCCGCCCCCCCUCCCACCCCGCCAGAGCAACAGGAAGCAAGCACUACGUAACCUCCAGAUGAUGCUCCACCUUCCAAUCCUGCUCCUCCGACUAAUACAACCCAGACUGUAGACCUCCAGCCAAACAGAGCAUUACCAAAACUCUGCAACUUUCUUUUGUUUUGCUUUGUGAUGCUGAUCCUUUCUAACAUCUCUCCCACACGUUCUUUUUAACCCCUCCAUUUUACGAAUGUGUUGACAACUAUUUCUUUCUUUUUUUCUUUCUUUUUACUAUUAUACUCACACCAUUUUUCUUUAUUUUUGUUUUUUAAAAGAUAAAUAAAUGACGGAAAGAACCUUUUUUAAUGUACUGCUUCACCUACAGUGAAUCAUGUAUCACUGUAUAAAGGUUUAGGGCCUGUAUGUGGCCUUGAAUCUGAUUCAUCAUUUUAUUUCAAAGAAUUAAAAAAAGAAGAAAAAAAUUACAAAAAUAAAGCAUGUAGUCAUUUUUAGAUGUUAAAAUACAAUUUUAUUAUGUAUUUUUUCUUUUAACUUUAAAUAAUGACCAAAAAUGAAUAAAAAAACAUUGUCACUUAUUAAAUUUUUCUUUGCUUCAGACAA